AUGGUUUUACAGAUUAACCUAAGAAAUCUUGAGCAGAGAAUUGAGAAUUUAGAACAAAGUAUCAAGGACAUAACUGAUUUAAAAAGAUUAUUAGUGGGAAGAAAACUUACUGAACUAUUAAAUGAAUUAAAUGACCAAAAGCAAGAUAUUCAAAACUUAAAUUUUGAAUUAACUUGGUUAACUACUCAAUUUAACUCUUUUGAAGAAAAAAUGAAAGUGCAAGUAGAAGGAACUAAUGCCAAGCAAGAAAUUAUUGAGGAUUUAAAAGAAAAAAUUAAGGAGCAAGAGAAAAAUACCAAAGAACUUAUUAAUGACCUAAAAGAAAAAAUUAGUAGUCAACUCAAAGAAAUAAUUAAUGAAUUAAAAGCGAAAAUUUGGAGAGAUAAUAUUUUGAAUUCAAGACAAAAUGAAAUAAAUAAACCAGUCACAGAUGAAGAAUUGAUGAAAACACCCAACAAAUCAGUCCGUAAACAGAACCGUUAUAAUAAUGCAUAUUCACAAAAAUAUAACGUCAUAGGAAAAAGGUCAGAUGAGAAAAAACCAAUUAAACCAGUUACAGAUGAAGAGUAUCAAGAAUUGAUGAAAACAACAAUCCAAACUACACGUAAAAAUAAUAAUCUAAGUUCAAAAGAUAACUCUACAGAAAGUAGAUCAUUUGAAAUAAAAUCAAUUAAACCUGUUACAGAUGAAGAAUUUCAAGAAUUAAUAAAAACACCCAUCAUCAGAUCAAGAAAACCAAUUAAACCUGUUACAGAUGAAGAAUUUCAAGAAAUAAUGAAAACACCCAUCAUUGGAUCAAGAAAACCAAUUGAUGAAGAAUUUCAAGAAUUAAUAAAAACACCCAUCAUCGGAUCAAGAAAACCAAUUAAACCUGUUACAGAUGAAGAAUUUCAAGAAAUAAUGAAAACACUUAAACCUGUUACUGAAGAAGAAUUUCGAGAAUUAAUGAAAUUCACACAUCAUCCCAUAGUCCGUAAACAGAAGCGUUAUAAUAAUUAA
Messenger RNA from Funneliformis mosseae, 999 nucleotides. NCBI's taxonomy places the organism in Eukaryota, Fungi, Glomeromycota, Glomeromycetes, Glomerales, Glomeraceae. The record is from the annotation of a GenBank genome assembly.